UGUGAUUAAUUAGCCUUUUAAUAAUUAAUAUGUAUUGAAUGUUUUGUUUCUGCGUGACGACUGAAUGUCCGACGUCUUUACCAGUCGGCAGGCUAAUCGGCUAGCUAGCAGCGGGGAGGAGCGACCUGGUGCUUAUUGUUGAUGAACGCAGAGAUCAUGGACUUUCCUGGUCACUUUGAGCAGAUCUUCCAGCAGCUGAACCAUCAGCGUAUCCACGGCCAGCUGUGUGACUGCGUCAUCGUGGUGAGCGGUCGGCAUUUCAAAGCUCACCGCGCCGUGCUGGCCGCGUGCAGCACGCACUUCCGCGCCCUGUUCAGCGUCUCGGAGGGCGACGGGAGCGUCAGCGUCAUCCGCUUGGAUUCUGAGGUGGUGACGGCCGAGGCGUUUUCCGUACUCGUGGACAUGAUGUACACGUCCACGCUGACGCUGGGCGAGAGCAACGUCAUGGACGUGCUCCUGGCCGCAUCGCAUUUGCAUUUGAACACAGUGGUGAAGGCUUGUAAGCAAUAUCUGACCGCUCGGACGUUGCCCAAAUCGCCUAGCCAACAUGUGGAGCAACUAAGCUCCGGCGCUAACUCCCGCCUCCAGCGCUCCUUCCUCCUGCAGCAGCUCGGCCUGAGCAUCGUUAGCUCCGCCCUCAACGAGGAAACGGAGGAGGACGCGGGAGGUACCAGCCAAGGUGUGGGGUCAGUUUCCGGGAGCGGACUAGUGGAGCCACGGGACGUUUACUACCCACCCCGACGUUUGCACAAGCGCAAACAAGGGAGUUCUUCGAUCCGCUCCGAGUCACGGCAGAGGUCACUCCUUCUUUCGCAAACCCACGGGAUUGUAGUGGACGGCGAAGCGGGGACUCCAGGGGAGGCGCUUCUGUCUCCCGACUCUCACAGUAAAAUGAUGGAUGAGGAUUCCAAACCGGACGUGAUGGUGAUCACGGGGGACGAGGCGGACGAGUACAAGAAGGCCGCCAUGCAGGAAGACGUGCAGCUGCCCAGCCAAUCGGACGGCGGGAGAGCGAGCAAGAUGGAUUCUUUUCUGUUGCCACACAAACUGGAGUAUUCAGGUGGCAAUGACGCGCAAGACGGAGGUGUGGACGGGGAGGCGCGGCACAUACCGGUAGUGGUGAAGAGCGAGCCGCUCAGCUCCCCCGAGCCAGCCGACGAGACCAGCGAUGUCACCUCGCAGGCUGAAGGCAGCGACCAGGUGGAGCCUGUGGGAGAGAAGCUGGAACUGAGUCCUGAGGGCAGCGAGCACAGCUUCAGUGAGCCUCAUCCCAGUUCUGACCUGCUCCUGUCAGCAAUCAAGGAGUCUGCUGGAGACGUGGAGAGAGCAGAAGAGAGCGGAGGAGGCAGAGCGAGAGAAAGAGGAGUGAGCGGUUACCUCAACACGACCGGCUUCGACCCUUCGACCACAGCAGAGUGCGCACUGGACCGCGAGCCGCCUCGCUUCCUGUUCGGCUCCGACUCUGCCUCUCUGCUCCUCCCUCCCUCGCAGAGCCUCCUCUCGGCGGAGAUGCAGGAGUUUCCCAGCCUGAGGGCCGACGCCUUCCUCAUGCGGCCUUUGCACGACGGGUUGGCGUCGUCCUCCACGGAGCAUCUAUCCAUGGAGUAUCAGAGAAACAGCUUGGGCGUCCACUUUGCAAGAGCGGGCGCCAACGGCAUCGGCUUUCCUUCUUAUCGACGCAUCGCGCCGAAGAUCGCACCAGGAAGCACGUCCAUGCAAGACGCCGCUCCCACUUCGUCGCUGCAUUUAAAUGGCACUAGUCUGGACAAUCUAGGCCAAGGAGGAGGCCACUCGGGCUUGAACCCUCGGCCCCAGCUGACCCGCGCCUCGGCAGACGUGCUGUCCAAGUGCAAGAAGGCGCUCUCCGAGCACAACGUGCUGGUGGUGGAGGGCGCGCGCAAGUACGCCUGCAAGAUCUGCUGCAAGACUUUCCUCACGCUGACCGACUGCAAGAAACACAUCCGCGUUCAUACGGGCGAGAAGCCCUACGCCUGCCUGAAGUGCGGCAAACGCUUCAGCCAGUCCAGUCACCUGUACAAGCACUCGAAAACCACCUGCAUGCGGUGGCAGAACACGGCCGUGUCGAAUGCACUGCUAUAAACAAAAGAACGACUAAAAGCAAACAUAGGAGAGCACGACCGUGGCAGAACUGGGUGUCUACGGUCGCUGGAAAAAGUAAAAGCACCUUUCUCAUUCGGACUCGGUCCUCUACCUAAUCCGUGUCUAGUGCACAUGUAGCAUACGAGCGAUUCCCAUUCGUUCACGCAGAACUCAAAUGAAGUCUAAGGGCAGUUCAAAAACGUUCCCACAAACACAUUUCAAAGCUCUUAAAUUCAAAUUCCAGCUUUGCUAUCAACCGGAUGGAUGCCUACACAGACACACGAUUGGCUGUGUGGCACCUACACGAGCGGAGCUUAGCGAUACAGCUCUUAUGUAGGAACACUGUCCGUUGAAGAGAAUUUAAUGAACUUGUUGAUCCACUUGAAGGUGUUUGCAUGGGUUGCAAAGGAUAUCAGUAUGUUGACUAUGUUUUGUUUUGGUUUACAGUAGAUCUUUUAAAUUUGAUUUCCUAUAUUGCACAGUUUUAUAGACCAAAUGUUUAUAAAAAGUGUAUGGGCCUGCUUUAGGGGCGGCUGAGCACGCAUGGCAGUGCGUGGCUCUCUGUAAGACCCCGUCCCCUGGCAGGUGAAGAGAAGCGGUCGGCAGCCACACACCUGUUGAUGGGGUCUGCGUGUCCGAGUUCCACUUGUUGGGAACCUGGACUCGACUGGUUAGAAUAAAAACAAUAAAGAGAUGAUUAAAAAAAAGAUUGGACAGGUUGUGUGUUUAGUCAGACUCAUCACACACUUGACAAAAGCCAGAUUAAAGUUUAUGCAUUUUAACUCUAGGUUCCACAUUUGACCCUACAAGGGCUGAACGAACUGGAGGAACGCCAGUGGCCUGCACAGAGCCCUGACCUAAACCCCACUGCCCUCCACAUUUACAUUUUUGGCAUUUAGCAGACGCUUUUAUCCAAAGCGACUAAUAGUACUGUGACAAUAUACAGUCUAAGCAAUUGAAGGUUAAAGGCCUUGCUUAAGGGCCCAACAGCGGCAACCUGGCUUGAACCUGUGACCUUUCGAUUACUACUCCAGUACCUUGACCACUAGGCUACAACUGCCCUAAUUGAAUGAACAACAACUAAUCUGUUGAAUGAAUGAGUUAAAAUUCCCACAGACACACUUUCAAAUCUUUUGAAAAACCAUCUCAUAAGAGUAGAGACUGUUACAGAAGCAUAGAAGCAAGGAGGCCAGCACUUUAUUAAUGUUUUUUGGUUUUGGAAAAGGAUAUCCAACAAGUUCGUUGUCAGGUGUCCACAUAUUUUUGGUACUGCUACUGGUUGACCGAACGUUAGAACUGCCCUUAGACGAACCGCUGUAGCAAAGUAGAGUCGGAGGAGGGUUUGUGCUCGUCUCCCAGUACGAGAGAAGGUUCUUACAAUGACCGUAGCGUCAGUCCGUCGUGACACAGUGUAGAAGUGAUAGUACGUGUGUUCCAAACCGCAUCAGACCGUGACUUUAUUGUUUCACUACACUGAAAUCAGACAUCACAUGCUGGUUUGAAUCUGUGACUGGUUGUAAAUUGGUACACUGGGGGGCGCUCGUGGCUCGCUCCGACAUGGACCUGCACGAGUAGAGCUUAGCGUGACUCUCCGUAUGCGAUACAGCUCUUGUGUAGGAACCCAACACUGUCAGGUGAAGAGAAGCGGUUUGAAAUGUAUGUUUGAUAUAAUUGUGUUGAAUGAACUUGAAGGUGUUUGCAGCGGUUACAAGGAAUAUUCGGUACGUUUAAAUGUCACUAUGUUCUGUUUUUGUUUACAGUAGCUCUUUGAUCUUUGAUUUGCUAUAUUGCACAGUUUUAUAGACCAAGUGGAGAGAUAAAAAUUUGAUUUUAAAUGUUCAAUCGUAGAAUGAAAUACAUACAAAAAAGUAAACGGUUUGAGUACUGAUUCAUGCCACUGUAGGUUUUUGUUAAUCUAUUCUUUGUUACUGUUGUAGGUACUAUGUCACUCAUUUUGUGCUUUGUGUACAUUCAUGAAGACUCUGGAAUCCAUACUGUGAUCAUACACUACAUGGCCAAAAGUAUUAGUACACUAGACCAUGACAGUGCCUGUCGGACAGUAUUAAAAUAGAGUGACCUUUAUGUGAUCUUUUCAGCUAGAACAACUGCCAAUUCUCUGAGGAGGCUUCCUAAAAGACAUUGUAGUAUGCAUGUGGGAAUCUGUGCCCUUUCAAUCAACUGUUGUUGGCUAAGAAGACCUCAGUAGGUGUUCUGGUUCAUCCCAGAGCUGUUGAGCAAGGCUCUGUGCAGGACACUGAAGUUUUUAAAUUGAGCUUGCUCACGCUGGAACAGGAAAGGGCCUUCCCUAAACUGUUGGUGCAAACCUGGAAGCAUAUAAUUUAGCAAUUGUUGUGGCUGAAACACAUUAAUUUAAUAAUUAAAAGGGUGUCACAAUACUUUUGUCCAUGAGUGUAUGUUUGCGACUGCUAGCUAUUGAUGAUAAUAUCUAAAUAUUAUUUUAGCUUAUCUGCAAAUAAAUGUUCACAAUUUCUUA
Trichomycterus rosablanca is the source of this 4594-nucleotide messenger RNA. Its product is annotated as zinc finger and BTB domain-containing protein 5. The coding region runs from base 142 to 2100 and encodes 652 amino acids. Gene Ontology annotation, cellular component: nucleus. Gene Ontology annotation, biological process: regulation of transcription by RNA polymerase II. Gene Ontology annotation, molecular function: protein binding; DNA-binding transcription factor activity, RNA polymerase II-specific. Lineage: Eukaryota; Metazoa; Chordata; Actinopteri; Siluriformes; Trichomycteridae. The transcript has 3 exons. The record is from RefSeq and is a predicted model, not a curated record.